UUUUAUGCUCUUCGUAUGUACGCCAUUGCUCGACUUCCGUCCAUGAAAGACGUUUAUCUUCAUUUUUAAAAUAAAUUCUACCAUUAAAGUCAUUUUGUUCUGACUCUUGUAGACUAAAUCAGAAUGAUUGAACCUAAGAAGAGAGUGGCGGACAUGGCGGUGGUUCCUACCGCCGUGAAGCGGCCCCGUACGGAGCUGGUGGCGGCGGCUCAGUCUCAACAACUCGUGGCCAUGGGUCCCCCACGGAGCUCCAGCCUGCAGGCUCCCAUUAUGCUGAUGUCGGGCCACGAGGGCGAGGUCUACUGCUGCAAGUUUCACCCCAACGGAGCCACGCUGGCCUCCUCAGGAUUUGACAGGCUCAUAUUGAUGUGGAAUGUAUAUGGGGAUUGUGACAACUAUGCCACUCUGAAGGGCCACAGUGGAGCAGUGAUGGAGCUCCACUACAACACAGAUGGAAGCAUGCUGUUUUCGGCGAGCACAGACAAGACUGUAGGUGUGUGGGACAGUGAGACAGGCGAGAGGAUCAAGCGUCUGAAGGGCCACACCUCCUUCGUUAACACCUGCUACCCGGCUCGCCGAGGGCCCCAGCUCGUCUGCACCGGCAGCGAUGACGGGACGGUCAAGCUGUGGGACAUUCGUAAGAAAGGGGCGAUCCACACCUUUCAGAACACCUACCAGGUGCUAGCCGCCACAUUCAAUGACACCAGUGACCAGAUCCUGUCAGGAGGCAUCGACAACGACAUCAAGGUGUGGGACCUGAGGCAGAACAAGCUGAUCUACAAUAUGCACGGCCAUGGUGACUCAGUAACUGGACUCAGCCUGAGCUCUGAGGGAUCAUACCUUCUCUCAAACUCCAUGGACAACACAGUGCGUAUUUGGGAUGUCCGACCAUUUGCACCCAAGGAGAGAUGCGUGAAGAUUUUCCAGGGCAACGUUCACAACUUUGAGAAGAAUCUGCUGAGGUGCUCCUGGUCUACUGACGGCAGUAAGAUAGCUGCCGGCUCAGCUGACAGAUUUGUGUACAUCUGGGACACCACAUCACGUAGAAUCCUCUACAAGCUGCCGGGCCACGCCGGCUCCGUCAAUGAAGUGGCCUUCCACCCAGAGGAGCCUAUAGUACUGUCUGCCGCCAGUGACAAAAGGCUCUACAUGGGAGAAAUUCAGUAGUGCGUUUGUGUGUGAGAGCGUGCGUGUGUGUGUGUGUGUGAGCGUGUGUGUGUGUGUGUCCUGCCUUUAGAAGUGGAUGGGUGGUGUUUGUCGGUGGGUUAGGAGUCUCUGUAAUUUCAUGAGCUUCAGCUCGUCGCAGAACAACCUCAGGACGUGUGUUUGAAGUUUAUUAUCAGUCACAACCAGCUCCACCGUGACUUGUUUUUUUUUAAAUUUUGAUUUGUUUCUUUUUAAUAAACUCGAUUUAUUCUUUAAAAUGAGUUUGUGAGAUUCAUUUGUCAUUGUGAGUAGUUCCUGUGUUUAUAGUAGUUUUACGUGCAACUUGCUGCUGGUUUUAUCCAACAACCGCGAAUGAAAUAAUGUUCUUCUCACAGGUAAACACAUUAAUGACAAGAAGUGGAGCUUUGAUAUGAACAUGGAGGCAAUGUGUAAGAAAGAACAACAAACUGUUUAUUACAGAUCUAACUUAUUCUGUCCUGACACACUCAGUUAGUUGUAGGUUUCAGAUGUUUAUGUUAACCCUUUUCAGGUUUGUUGUCUCUUUGUUUUAGACAAAUGUAUAUUUCUGUUUAUCUACCUUGAGAGCAGCGAAACACAGGAGUCAAAUUCCUUGUAUGUGUUCACACUUACUUGGCCAUUACAGCUGACUCUGAUUCUGUACGGGAGUUUAAAUGUGCCAAACAGGAAUCAGUUGAGCAAUAUAGUCUCGGUGGGCUGUAAAAUCGCUGGUGAGCAGCAGCAGCCUAAACUUUUAACAUUUUUAGACAACAAAUUACAAGGGGAGCAACACUCAUCUUAGCCAAUGUGGACCAUCCUCUCUGGUUGGAGAUACGGGGCUCAGAAGGAAAAUUAGGUCAACAAAUUUCACAUUUUAGUUUGUUCGAUGUGCAAUUAAUGCACUUAAUUAAUAUGUACCAUAAACUCAGUUUACAGGCCUUUGUGCUGUUCUGCAUGUCAUCGUAUCCUCAUUCUUAUUUGUUGCAGUUUUUACUAUCAACUGUUUAUAAUUAUCAAUAUAGAGUGUAGUUUACAUACUUUUAUGUACUCAUCUUUUCUUAUUGUUCAGUUGUGUUGGGAAGUAAAGAGAUGAAGUUAACUGUUUGAAGAAUGAGGCCAUUAACAGUGAGUACUAUUGCUUUUUAGACACAUUAAUUUUACGGUAAGUACUU
Molecule: messenger RNA, 2336 nt
Organism: Anarrhichthys ocellatus (wolf-eel)
Lineage: Eukaryota; Metazoa; Chordata; Actinopteri; Perciformes; Anarhichadidae
Gene: snrnp40
Product: small nuclear ribonucleoprotein 40 (U5)
Exons: 10
Coding region: 124-1167 (347 amino acids)
Cellular component (GO): catalytic step 2 spliceosome
Molecular function (GO): RNA binding; protein binding
Source: RefSeq, a predicted model, not a curated record